Molecule: messenger RNA, 507 nt
Organism: Trichoderma harzianum CBS 226.95
Lineage: Eukaryota; Fungi; Ascomycota; Sordariomycetes; Hypocreales; Hypocreaceae
Exons: 1
Coding region: 1-507 (168 amino acids)
Source: RefSeq, a predicted model, not a curated record
AUGGAUGACCGCAGAUCGCCCCUAAUUUUGCGAGGCCAGAUCAGAUCAGAUCAGAAGGGCACUCUUUGUUGCCGCGAGAUCUCUCCCGGCGGCAAAGUUCUCACGCCCCCCUUCUGGAUCCUGAUCCUGAUCCUGAUCCUGCCUUUGCAAGUUUGUGAAUUGUCAAGACACAAAAUCCAGUGGUUUGGCCCUGUCAAACAAGCAACUGGUGGUUUCCUGCGGCCAGCUUCAAAACAUACGAUCUUUUGGUUUGAUUUCUUCACUUGGCUUUUGGCUCUUACUCUCGUGUUUGCGGUUCCCUCCCCACUGGCUGGUUAUUGUGCUCCACCUGUGACAUUCUGUGGAGUGACGGAUGAGACAUGCUCCAUGGAUCGCAUCUCAGCCGAGCUUCAUCUAGCAGUCAUCACGCACACACACGCCCACUUAGUUCCUGGGCUAAUACGAUCGGUGGCAUCUGGUGCUUUCCAUCGCUACGGUGUCCUGGAAUCGUCCGAGCCGACAAACUAG